Molecule: messenger RNA, 627 nt
Organism: Saprolegnia diclina VS20
Lineage: Eukaryota; Oomycota; Saprolegniomycetes; Saprolegniales; Saprolegniaceae
Product: arf/Sar family, other
Exons: 1
Coding region: 1-540 (179 amino acids)
Biological process (GO): vesicle-mediated transport; intracellular protein transport
Cellular component (GO): cytoplasm
Molecular function (GO): GTP binding; GTPase activity
Source: RefSeq, a predicted model, not a curated record
AUGGGUCUUGGCUGCUCGUAUUUUUUGCGGCCCUUCGCGUCGCGCCACGAGACCAAAAUGGUUCUACUGGGUCUCGACGCCGUCGGCAAAACGACGAUCCUCUACCAGCUUCGGCUCGGCGAGUGCGUCACCACGUUCUCGACCGGUGGUAUGAACGUCGAGACGUUCCAGUUUGAGAACCUUGACUGCACAAUGUGGGAUCUUGGCAGCAGUUAUCGCGUCUCGACAAUCAUCCACCACUACUACGAAUGCGCCGACGCGAUCAUCUUUGUCGUCGACGCCAACGAUCGUGCGCGCAUCGAAUUUGCUCGUCGCCAACUCCACGAAAUGGCAGUCGCCAACGAGCUCAAAGACGCAGUCCUUCUCGUCUAUGGCAACAAGCAAGAUCUUCCAAACGCCAUGAGCGUUUCCGAAUUGACCGAAGCACUCGCUUUGCACUCGGUUCCUCAGCAAUGGUUUGUUCAAGCGUGCUGUGCCACGACGGGCGAGGGCCUCCACGACGGUCUGCGCUGGCUUGCCACGACAUUAUGUACACAUUAGCUUACUAUUGAUGCAGAUCUCGCAUUUAUGCGGAAUGAUGCUGGCUUAGUUUGAACAAAAAACAGAGCAUCAAUAUUGUCAUUCAGA